AAGAAUACCACUUGAUUGGCAUAGCCGCACAGGGAAUUGUUUAGAAAUUUGUCGAAACUUUGUUGAGUUUGGUGCUUCGCUUUGGUAAUAACCGGAACCAAAAGCGUUUGAAUGACGACAUGAUCGCAUAAUUUGAUGGAUGAUCUCAACAAACAUCUGGUGUCACUGCGAGGAGCAAGUACUAAGGAAAUUACUAGGGAUGCUCUUCUUGAAAGGGUUUCUCAUGAAAGAGAGCUCCGGAAUUUUGCUCGGCGAGCUAACUCCGCCUCUCUCUUUAUCCAGAGGGUUUGGCGACGCUACAAUGUGACGAUGAGAGUGGCAUUGGAGCUUCAAAAGGAAUGGAGCCUUUCAGUACAUGAUGCUUCUGGGCCAAUGAAGAAAACAUGGAUUUCCUGCUAUUUAUUGAGGCCCUUCCUGUUUUUCAUCACUCAUUUAUCUCUCAGACGCCACACUGUCCAAUAUCAGGAUGUGAACACUAUGCGCAGUUGUUUUGUGAUAUUAUUGGAAAAUUUAAAUUCGACAGACUUAGAUAUAAACUUCUGUUCUUUGGCAAUUGGUACAAAUGAGGAGCAACGAAUGUGGAGUUACCAAGUAAAGAAGCUAGUCUCUUUAUGCUCAUUUAUACUUCUGGACUAUGAUAAUUACUCACAAGGGAAUAGUGAAGUUGGUGCUGUUACUGUAUUAUUGAUGCGUUUGAUUAUCACCCUUGCUGAUUCAAGGGGCUGGAAGUGCAUAUCUGAUGAAAAGCGUGAGGAUGCAGACAUAGCAGUAAAGGAUUUGAUUAGGUUUAUUUGCAGUGAUAAAAGUGGCCUAUAUAAAUCUGUUGGGGGAUACUUGACUAAGUUGAGAGCUUCUUUUUCUUUACAAAGUGUUGUUCAGAAGGAUGAUAGGUUCUUGAUUACCGCCAGUGCAAUAAAUUUAGUGUUGCGACCAUUUCUGGUGUUCAGCACAAAUGAAAAGGAUUCUUCACCACUAGAUAUGCAAUGUGCUGCAGAGCAGUACUGCUUAUUCAUACUUACAGUACCGUGGCUGGUUCAACGUAUCCCAGUUGUGAUUCUUCGUGCUUUGAGGCAUGAAUCUACUUUACUGCCCUGCUUUCAGACUCUACUGAUCUCAAAUGAGAAGAUCUUGAUGGAAUAUUCAAGGAUGGAUCUUUUUGGAGUUUCUUAUCCUAAGGAAAUGCCCUGUGUUGGUUGGGCUCUUUCAAACAUUAUAAGCCUGGUAACAGAGAGUGAAAAUGGCUCCAUUGAAUCAAGCAGUUUCACUGAUGGUGUAGACAUAGUUGGAUAUGUUCAUGUUCUCAAUACCCUCGCUGAGAGGUUCCUUACCGAGAUUGAGAACAAUCGAUUGGUACAAAAGGAAAACCAUGAACUGUCGGAGGAUAGUAGGAGUUCUUUUGGGAUGUAUACAUAUCUGGCAGAGGCGACCUUUGGAUCUUUAAAUUACAUGGACCUGUUGAGACCCGUUUGUCAGCAGUGGCAUCUUUCAAAACUCAUGGUCACAGUAAAGAGCAAUGGUUUCAUAAAUGAGAACGAUACCUUUACUUCUAAGUCAGAUCUUAAACACAUGAAAGUGUUGGGACUGCUUGAUAUUGUUCAUUGUUACUCUUACAUGGUUAGAAUAUAUUCUGCCUUGAAUUUGAUGCUUGGUCCAUUACCAGUUCUAAAUAUGCUAUCUUUUACUCCUGGAUUUUUGGUCAGCAUUUGGGGAGAAGUGGAGCAUGCUUUAUUUCCUGAAGUCGCUCAGUCCUCUCGAGAUGACUUGAACCAUGCUACUGAAAUGUAUGGGAAUAAGUCUGCUGGGGUUUCAAAGAGAAAGCAAAAACAGCCUAGUAAAGAUGGUGCUGCUAAAUGGGUUAACGUAUUGCAAAAAGUUAGUAGAAAAUCCCAGACACACGCAGAUAAUUUCUCUGAUGGGAUUGGUGGUCGAACUGGAGACAGUCAGGGAAACAUCAAUCUAGAUGAUAUGUGGGAUGUUGAAUCUUUAAGAUGUGGUCUUGAAAGCAUUUCAAAGGAAAAAUCAUGUCUAAUUCAUCUAUUUUGUGCCACAUAUGCUCACCUGCUGUUGAUUCUUGAUGAUAUAGAAUUCUAUGAGAAACAGGUUCCUUUUUCCUUGGAGCAGCAGUGCAAGAUUGCAUCAAUGCUAAAUACCCUUGUUUAUAAUGGCUUGCUGCAUAAUACAGCUCGGAAAAAUAAACAGAUUUUGGAUGCAGCAUCCAGAUGUCUACAAAUGCUAUAUGAAAGGGACUGCAGACAUCGAUUUUGCCCUCCUGCUUUGUGGCUUUCACCAGCUCGCAAGAGUAGGCCUCCAAUUGCUAUGGCUGCUAGGACUCAUGAAGUUCACUCAGAUGACAGUUUGACCUUUCCAUGCAUGGGUUCUUUUAUAACUGUGACUCCCCAUGUAUAUCCUUUUGAGGAAAGGGUGCAGAUGUUUAGAGAGUUCAUUAAAAUGGACAAGUCUUCUCGCAGGAUGACUGGGGAACUCAAUGCCCCUGGUGAAAGAUCCAUUGCGAUUGUAGUUCGUAGGGGUCACUUGAUUGAAGAUGGAUUUCAGCAAUUGAAUUAUCUGGGAACAAGAUUAAAAUCCUCUAUACAUGUUUCAUUUGUUAGUGAAUGUGGCCUUCCUGAGGCUGGCCUGGAUUAUGGUGGUUUGUCCAAGGAGUUCUUAACUGACAUUUCAAAGGCAGGAUUUGACCCACAGUAUGGACUAUUCUGUCAGACAUCAACUUCUGAGAGACUACUAAUCCCUAAUACGGCUGCAAGAUUUCAAGAGAAUGGUAUCCAGAUGAUUGAAUUCGUUGGAAGAAUCGUUGGAAAAGCUCUCUAUGAAGAAAUCUUACUGGAUUAUUCAUUUUCACAUGUUUUUGUCCAAAAGCUCUUGGGUCGGUAUUGCUUUCUUGAUGAACUCUCUACACUUGACUCAGAGCUGUAUCGAAAUCUGAUGUAUGUCAAGAAUUAUGAAGGUGAUGUUAAGGAACUUUCACUCGAUUUUACUGUCACUGAGGAAUCAUUUGGAAAAAUGCACAUCGUUGAGCUUAGACCUGGCGGCAAAGACACCAUUGUGACAAAAGACAAUAAGUUGCAAUACAUUCAUGCUAUGGCAGAUUAUAAACUUAAUAGACAGAUAUUGCCACUAUCAAAUGCAUUCUAUAGAGGAUUGACAGAUCUCAUUUCACCAUCGUGGUUGAAGUUAUUCAAUGCCAGUGAAUUUAAUCAGUUACUUUCAGGUGGCAACCAUGAUAUUGAUGUUGAUGAUCUGCAGAAAAAUACACGGUAUACUGGUGGCUACUCUGAGGGAAGUCGAACUGUCAAACUCUUCUGGGAGGUUAUGGCGGGAUUUGAGCCAAAAGAACGGUGUAUGGUUCUUAAGUUCGUUACAAGUUGUUCACGAGCUCCAUUACUUGGCUUCAAACAUUUACAGCCAACUUUUACCAUACAUAAGGUUGCAUGUGAUGUGCCGCUUUGGGCAGCAUUUGGAGGACAAGAUGUGGAGAGGUUACCCUCAGCUUCUACAUGCUACAAUACUCUAAAGCUGCCUACCUAUAAACGGGCUAGUACAUUGAGGGUGAAGCUUCUAUAUGCAACCAACUCAAAUGCAGGGUUUGAACUUUCUUGAGUGCCUUUUGCCGCUACUGAGUCAUGAGGAAACCCAUUAACUAUAUCGAGAAAUUACCAUUUUCCAUGGGAUGUGCUAUCAUAUCAAGGAGAGGGUGGUAGAUGUCAAAGACCACCAAUUUUAAAUCAGCAUGUUUUGACUGCAAGCUCUGUGCCAUGCCAUUAAGUUUGCUGUUAAAUGAAGCAGCAUCCUUGUUAAGUCUUUCUACGCAUUGGUUGCUUCCUCCUCCAAAAAGGGUAAUGGCUGCUGGCAAACAACCCAUUGGCGGUAAGCUUGUUACUCCUAUCCUUCUUACUCCAAGCCCAUACAAUGUCUGUAAAAUAAAUCAAACUUGAGUUAGUGUACCUUUUUAUAGAUAGAAAGGGAUUGUAAAAGAGAUUUUAAACUUUAAAGUGUGCUGUGUUCAUUUGCUUUGAAACGGCGUCUGUUUUGUUAGAGUGUGUGUAUAUAUGUGCAUCAAGACAUUAUUUCA
Spinacia oleracea (spinach) is the source of this 4087-nucleotide messenger RNA. Its product is annotated as E3 ubiquitin-protein ligase UPL7. The record is from RefSeq and is a predicted model, not a curated record. NCBI's taxonomy places the organism in Eukaryota, Viridiplantae, Streptophyta, Magnoliopsida, Caryophyllales, Amaranthaceae. The transcript is spliced from 15 exons. Gene Ontology annotation, molecular function: ubiquitin protein ligase activity. Gene Ontology annotation, biological process: ubiquitin-dependent protein catabolic process; protein polyubiquitination. The coding region runs from base 136 to 3615 and encodes 1159 amino acids.